Betta splendens (Siamese fighting fish) is the source of this 2648-nucleotide messenger RNA. RefSeq names its product beta 3-glucosyltransferase a (gene b3glcta). Gene Ontology annotation, cellular component: membrane. Bases 923 to 2419 code for a protein of 498 amino acids. The transcript has 15 exons. NCBI's taxonomy places the organism in Eukaryota, Metazoa, Chordata, Actinopteri, Anabantiformes, Osphronemidae. Gene Ontology annotation, molecular function: acetylglucosaminyltransferase activity. The record is from RefSeq and is a predicted model, not a curated record.
GAUAAGAGCCGUGAGCCGGAUCCGGCUCCACUGGAGGAGAUGAGGACCUGCACACUCCCACUCAGCCCCGAGAAACGCUCCCUGAAGGGUCUCGCUCAGCGCUCGACGUGCUCGAAACGAGAGGAGUGCGAGGAGGAAUCAUUAAAACGGUUCCCUUCUGCACAGAACUCCUGCUCUUCAGCACCGGCAGGGACGGCCGCUGCUCGAUGACCUUUUUCACAGCAGCCAUUUGACAGAACUGACACGAAAUGCUGUUUUUUUUUAUGCAAUAUUUUUUUUUACACAUGAACAAUUGCCGCGUCCCGUUUAGUUGCUCCAUCUCCUGGACCGCUCGCUUGGCUUCUGGGAGACGCACGUUAUUAAUUAAUGCAGCUCUGCUGUGCACAAGCCUGCUCGGGUUUUGUUCCAGUGGAUGUGGUUUGAAAAAUCACCUUCAUUAAAAAUUCUGCAUCAAAUAUGAAAAAGCAACAUAAUCAGACUGUUAUGAUGACCUUCAGCUGCUGGUCAGAAACAUGUAGAGGUGCGUUGACCUGAACCUCUGCUUCCAGAUCACUUACAUCACUUUUAUUUGGUUGAUGAAAUGUCAACAAGGAUGUUGAGUAUUUAUCCCCAUCCUCUUAACUGCUCAUGAGCACUUUCACAGAGCGCAGUCAGAAGGACGUCGCUGAUAUUUUUUAUUUUUUUUACCAUCUGGUCGAGUUCACCGUCAGCACAGUUCACAGAGCUCAUCCCGCCAGCAGAGCGCGUCCCUGCGCCUUGUGCACAAAGUGGGGAUGCCUCCCACCCGAGCACACGCGCACUCCCCGUUUUCCGUGAAACUGUGAAAAGGGAAAACACUGUUGUCUUUUGUGUGACACCGUCAGGACGCCCAUGCACCGAGGCGCUGCUCCAGGAUCCACGCCGCUCGCAGGACUCUGUCAGGAUGCUUCCGAACCACGCUCGCGUCGGGCACAAAGUGGCAGGAUGUUGGAUUCUGCUCUGCUUCCUUCACAUCAACUUUUGUGCUGGCAGCUCAGGAAAAGACUCGCAGGGCCAAGAUGAUUUGCACGCCUUCCACAACAAUCAGCUGGACCUGCGGGAGAUAGUGUUUGUCAUCCAGAGUCAACGCAGCUCGUUCCACGCGAGGCGGGCGGACAGACGGAGAGCGGAUCUGGCGGAGCAGGCGCGCGCUCUCGCAGAGGAGCCGCCGGUGGUUCUGCUCCUUCACACUUUAUCAGACAAUGAGGGAGAUUGGAGCAUCCUCCCUCUGCUGCCUCACUUAUCGAGCUCUUUUGGGAGAAACUCUUCUUGGAUUGUGUUUCUUGAAGAGGAAACAAAUGUGAAGAUGACAAAGCUUGUUCAAGUCCUUGGGAAAUUUGACAAGAACAAAGAGUGGUUUCUGGGGAAGCCCCUUCAUGACGACGAGUCCACCAUCAUCCAUCACUACGCCUUUGCAGAGAACCCCUCUGCCUUCAAGUACCCAGACUUUGCUGCUGCGUGGGCCCUAAGCCUCCCGCUGGUUGUCCGUCUUGCCAACAAAGUGAGAAAUGAGCCACUCAAGUCUGACUUCACCAUUGACCUGAAACAUGAGGUCGCCCUGUAUAUCUGGGACAAUGGGAAGGGGCCGCAUCUCACCGCUGUUCCCGAGCUGUGCACGGCGCCGCAGGGCUCCGCCCCGGCCCAGCACUGUGCCACCACCGUGGGCAGUGAGCUGCCCGCGUGCGGGGAGGCUGUAAAUACAGAAGAUAUAUUUGUUGCUGUGAAAACGUGUAGGAAGUUUCACAGUGAAAGAGUUCCAGUCAUAAAGAAGACUUGGGAAAAGGAUGCCUUAUUUUUAGAGUACUACAGUGACUACGCUGAUCCUUCAAUACCCACCAUUAAUCUGGGAGUACCCAACACCGAACGAGGUCACUGUGGGAAAACAUUUGCAAUCCUGCAAAGGUUUCUAAGCAGCGCCGUCCCAAGCACCAAGUGGCUGCUCAUCGUGGAUGAUGACACCCUUAUCAGCAUCCCCAGACUGGAAGUCCUGCUGAGCUGCUACGACCCCUCUGAGCCCGUGUGUCUCGGGGAGCGCUACGGCUACGGCUUGAACCAGGGCGGCUACAGCUACAUCACCGGGGGUGGAGGGAUGGUGUUCAGCCGGGAGGCCGUCGUGCGGCUGCUCAACAGCGGCUGCAAGUGCUACAGCAACGACGCGCCCGACGACAUGGUGCUGGGGAUGUGUCUGAACGCUCUGGGGCUGCCGGUCACGCACAGUCCGCUGUUCCACCAGGCACGCCCAGAGGACUACGCCAAAGCCCUGCUCGCUCACCAGGUGCCCAUUUCUUUCCAUAAACACUGGAACAUUGACCCCGUUGCUGUUUUCAAUAAAUGGCUUCGAGACGACCUGAGCGCGAGGCCUUCAGCUGGACUCAAUGCGAGCACUAAGACAGAGCUAUAAUGGUUUCAAGCACAAGGCCUGUAUGAAUAUGCGCAUGUGUGGAGUGUGUGCGUCUGUGUGAGUGUGUCACGCGUCCUUUGAGUCCUUCAUGGAGAUGUAAAUGUUUCUUUUUGUAUUGAUGUUGUUGUACUGUCGUGAAGAAGGGCCGCGCGAGCGUGUCUGUGUCUUAAUACUGUAUGAACGCUGUACAAUGUGCUCUAUUUUGGCAUAAAAUUAAUAUUUGAGAAUG